UUGGCUGAGAUUGGCAAUGUACUCGCCGUGCUGUGUGUUGCUUCUUUGCUCGUGAACAGUGUAAACUUUGAUUUGAGUUACACUUUGAUUAUCCGAGUAAGUUUGUUCGGCUGCUAGUUUUCAUUGUACUGUCUGUAUGCAGGCGUCCUUGUGUGCGGAGCCCAAUGGAGCUGGAGGGUCAGUGGUGGAAAGGAGAACUUGCAGAGGACAUCUAUCAGGCCCUGCGUUACAAAGAGCUGCGGUUGCCUGCGUACAAAGGCCAGUCCCCACAGCUGAGCCUUAGGCGAUAUUUUGCAGACCUUAUCGCUAUAGUCAGCAAUCGCUUCAAGCUUUGCCCGGCGGCUAGACACUUGGCUGUUUAUCUGCUGGACCUGUUCAUGGACCGCUAUGACAUCUCAGUACAGCAGCUUCACAUGGUCACGCUGUCCUGCUUGCUUUUGGCCAGUAAGUUUGAGGAGAGAGAAGACUGUGUCCCGAAGCUGGAGACACUGAACAGUCUGGGCUGCAUGAGCUCUAUGAACCUGGUUCUGACCAAACAGGGUCUCCUGCACAUGGAGCUGCUGCUCCUCGAGACAUUUCAGUGGAACCUGUACCUCCCCACCGCUGCUCACUUCAUAGAGUACUACCUGCCGGUCGCUGUGAAUGAGACGGACCUGCAUGACGGCUGGCCGAUGGUGUGCAUGGAGAAGACCAUGCUGUACAUGUCCAAAUAUGCUGACUAUUUCCUAGAGGUCUCUUUACAAGACCAUGCAUUUCUGCGAUUCAUCCCGUCCCUGGUUGCUGCGGCGUGUGUUGCCUCCUCCAGGGUAAUCUUGCGUCUGUCUCCGACCUGGCCUCCGCGCCUGCAGCGUCUGUCAGCGUACACCUGGGAGCAGCUGCUGCCCUGCGUGGAGAGACUUCUAAUUGCUCAUGACAGUGACGUAAAGGAAGCAAACAAGCAGAAAUGCCCGAAGCCGAGUGCUCAGCCUGCACAGAUGGUGUAUCCCGUCCAGGGUCAGAGUGUGUCCUUGCAUCAGUACAUGCAGCGGCCGAACACGCAAUACAUGCAGCAGAGCUGCCAGCCGGUGGUAGUGUCUUCUCAAGGUCCUGCAACAUAUCUGACACAUACGGCCCCAAUGCAGGUCUCCACGGCCCCUCUGCACGGCCUCACGCAGACACAGACCAUGGAUGCCAAGGUGAACGUGCCCAGCAGGGCUUACCAGGUGAACCCGCUGUACCCCUGCGCCGCUCCCUGCUUCGACAGGUGUUGAAACCGGACAGGAAAGCAUCGGACCGUUUACACUGCACAGGGGAGAGUUUGUACUCAUAAAGCAAGCACACUGCUCUUAACUGUUACUUGAAUCAAAACACUUCAGCUGCUGGAUUCCGAAUCCUUUUUAAUUUACGAGACCAGGGUAAAAGCUAGAUUAUUUAAAUCACUGUAAUGUUCAUGAGGUGUGGGAUAAUACGAAAUGUGCAAUAUUCUAAUGCUGUCGUGCAUUACUCACUGAAUACUGCCUUGUGGUGUUGCACUUGUUGUGUUACGUUUACUUAAGUAUUAUUAUUUACGGCCAUCUUUCAUAAAUGAAGACAUGGGAUUUCAAAUGAACGUUGUAUAAGAAAUUAAUGUGGUUUUUAUUAACACAAGCAAGUGUUAUUUUCUCUACCUUACUGAAUGCAGACUAUUGUUGUCUCGUAACCUUACAAAUGCACUUUGGUACAGUGUUUUUUUUUUUUCUUUUAAUAAAAAUGCAACGUUUCUGUUGUAGCUAGUUUGGGUGUUGAAAUUUUACACUGAGGUUUGUAGCCACUGGAACAUGUUCAUGAUUAAAAUUCACCCUUCUCAGAUUCACACAAACAUUCACAUACUUAAACUGCUUGUUUGUAUUAGUUAAAACUUAACAAUCCCGUUUACUGUAUUUAUUUAUUUAUAAUUUUUUCUUGGUUAUAACCAUGAUUAUUACAAAACACUACGUUUUUUUUAAACAAACACGUGCAUUCUCAUUAAUUUACCCUAUAAUGACUAUAUAGAGGGAAAGAAAACACACACAUAAACACACUUUUAUUUAUUAAUUC
Molecule: messenger RNA, 2055 nt
Organism: Sinocyclocheilus anshuiensis
Lineage: Eukaryota; Metazoa; Chordata; Actinopteri; Cypriniformes; Cyprinidae
Gene: ccnj
Product: cyclin J
Exons: 6
Coding region: 165-1250 (361 amino acids)
Source: RefSeq, a predicted model, not a curated record